AUGGGCUGGUUUCCUUCAAUAUUCGGGUCGGACAAGCCGUCCGAUCCCCUAGGCAAACUCGACCCCAAGCUUCGCGAAUUCCUCGAGAAAGAAGCACCAGUAAAAUAUACCCCGAACCAGGCGGCCACCUCACCAGCCGCACCUCAACCUGCAUCCCAGCAACAAGCACGAGAAACACAGUCGUCAGUCACGGCAGGAACCGCACCCGAUGCAUCAGCCGUACCAUCACAGAGUUUAUACCAAGAUGGCCGAUACGCGCAUCUGUGGAAGAACUACCGCCCGUUAGCGCAAAUCGAAUCCGAAUCGGCGACCGACCACGACAAACUCAUGGACGUGCUAGAAGGAUUCAAGGAGCGCAAAGCCGCAGUUGGCAGAGCCGCCUUGGAAAACUGCGCCAUCCAGCAGGAGGAGUGGGUGAAUUGCAUGAAGAACGGCAGUUGGGAGGAUCAACUACAAAUGUGUAGACACCAAGUGAGACGGUUCGAGAGAUGCUACACCCUACAAUCACGGUUCCUCAGAGCCCUGGGAUACGGCUCAGUGACUGGUCGACCGGCCCAAAUCGACGAGGACAUCCAAAUGCACGCCGACACACUAUACGACCGAAUGCUCACGCACGAAACGGCCGUCGAACAAGCCAAGAAGGAUGGUACACCGAUUCCCAUAUUCGAUCCGUCUUUGCCAAAGGCGAGUGCGCCAAAGGUUGUUCCGACCCAAGAACUCGAGAAGACGUGGAAGGAAAAGUUGGACAAGCUACCGGAAGAUGAGAGAGCGAUGGAAGAAGCUGCGUUGAGGGCGGAUUUGCAGGCCAAAUCUGACGUGGCCAAGAAUGUGAAGCAAAUAUGGGCAACCCAGAAGGAGGAGAGGGAGGCUAGAAAGGCGGGUGGACAAGCUACGUUUGGGGAUGUGAUGUCUGCUAUCUUCGGAAGAGGCGGCGGAGAUAAAUAG
Molecule: messenger RNA, 945 nt
Organism: Pochonia chlamydosporia 170
Lineage: Eukaryota; Fungi; Ascomycota; Sordariomycetes; Hypocreales; Clavicipitaceae
Product: autophagy-related protein 6
Exons: 2
Coding region: 1-945 (314 amino acids)
Source: RefSeq, a predicted model, not a curated record